Cornus florida is the source of this 3155-nucleotide messenger RNA. RefSeq names its product aminopeptidase M1-like. The transcript has 19 exons. Lineage: Eukaryota; Viridiplantae; Streptophyta; Magnoliopsida; Cornales; Cornaceae. Gene Ontology annotation, cellular component: cytoplasm. The record is from RefSeq and is a predicted model, not a curated record. Gene Ontology annotation, biological process: peptide catabolic process; proteolysis. The coding region runs from base 192 to 2867 and encodes 891 amino acids. Gene Ontology annotation, molecular function: zinc ion binding; peptide binding; metalloaminopeptidase activity.
AUAUGUGCGUGUUCCCUUGUCUUUCCAGCUUGAAUUGAUCACUGAAGGCGACACCAAUACUGAUCGAAAUUUCAAAGCACGAGCCAUGGAGUCGCAAUCUGAAAGAAACAACCGAGAUAUUUCACUAUUCAAGUCAACAAAUAGGCUCACUGCUCCAUACCACAACCAACUUAGAGACAGAGAGAAGAGAGAUGGAGAUGAAAGAUGAACAGAGCCUUCAGCAAUUCAAAGGCCUAAGCAGACUGCCCAAAUUUGCAAUCCCCAAACGUUACGAUCUCGCUCUAAAACCUGACCUCUCGGCUUGCACGUUUUCGGGUACUGUUCGAAUCGAACUCUCCAUCGUCAGUCCCACUAAAUUUCUAGUCUUGAAUGCUCUGGAGCUCGACAUUGGGGAAGUGUCGUUCACUGAUUCUCAAAACCAAAAGUGUGGUCCAUCUGAUGUUGUGGAGGACGGUGAUGAUGAGAUGCUUGUGUUGGUCUUUGAUCAAGUGCUCAGUGUUGGGGAUGGAGUUUUGGGGAUUAGCUUCUCUGGGGUUCUUAAUGAGCACCUUAAGGGUUUCUACAGAGGAACUUAUAUAGAUGGGGAUGUGAAGAAGAACAUGGCUGUGACUCAGUUUGAAGCUGUGGAUGCAAGAAUGUGUUUUCCGUGCUGGGACGAGCCGGCUUUCAAGGCCACCUUCAAGAUAACAGUAGAUGUUCCAUCUGACUUGACAGCAUUGUCUAAUAUGCCAGUUAUCCAUGAAAAGCUUAAUGGGCACCUCAAGACUGUGUGUUUUGAGGAAUCACCAAUUAUGUCAACUUAUUUGGUCGCUAUUGUAAUCGGUUUAUUUGAUUAUAUUGAAGAUACCACUGCUGACGGGAUUAAGGUUCGUGCAUACUGUCCUGUUGGCAAGAGUGAUAAAGGAAAGUUUGCUUUGAGUGUUGCAGUGAAGACACUUGAUCUAUAUACGGAAUACUUUUCUAUGCAUUAUCCACUUCCUAAGCUGGAUAUGGUUGCUGUCCCUGAUUUUUCUGGUGGGGCUAUGGAGAAUUAUGGUUUAAUUAUUUAUCGUGAAAUAGAGCUGCUCCAUGAUGAUUUGCAUUCUGCAGCAGCUAGCAAGCAGAGGCUCGUAAUUGUUGUUGCACAUGAAGUCGCCCAUCAAUGGUUUGGCAACCUGGUAACGAUGGAAUGGUGGACUCAUUUAUGGCUCAACGAGGGUUUUGCAACAUGGAUAAGUUAUUUAGCAACAGACAGCUUAUUUCCUGAGUGGAAAGUUUGGACUCAAUUUCUUAAAGUAACUACUAGUGGUUUACAUAUGGAUGCACUGGAAAAUUCACAUCCUGUUGAGGUGGAGGUACACCGUGCCCGCUCAGUUUUAGAAAUAUUUGAUGCUAUAAGCUAUGAAAAGGGAUCUUCUGUUAUCCGAAUGUUACAGGAUUAUCUCGGUGAUGAUAUAUUCCAGAAAUCUUUAAGUUCAUACAUGAAGAAAUAUGCUUGCAAAAAUGCAAAGACAGACGACUUGUGGAAAGUUCUUUCAGAAGAAUCUGGCAUUCAAGUGAAUGCAAUGAUGGACACGUGGACAAAGCAACAGGGCUAUCCAGUAAUCAGUGUAAAAUUUAAAGAUGAUAUUUUGGAAUUUGAACAGUCACAAUUCCUGUCUUCUGGUAUGUCCGGUGAUGGUCUCUGGAUCGUUCCAAUAACCUUAUGUAUUGGUUCAUACGACAAGAGCAAGAAGUUCAUGCUAGAAAGAAAACUUGAUAGCCUGAAUUUAAUUGAACCAUGCCAUUUUUCUGAUGGCACUUCGAGCUCAUUUGAGAAGAAGGAUAAAGACAAAUUGGAUGAACAUUCAUGGGUCAAACUAAAUAUUGGGCAGACUGGUUUUUUUAGGGUGAAGUAUGAUGAGAAGCUAACAACUCGACUAAGGAAAGCUAUGGAGGACAAUUGCUUGUCAGCAGUUGAUAAAUUUGGCAUCUUGGAUGAUACAUAUGCUCUUUGCGAGGCAGGCGAAGUAUCAUUAACAUCUUUGCUCUCCUUGAUGGACGUAUACAGGAAGGAGCUUGAUGAUAUUGUGUUAUCAAGACUUGUUGAUAUAUGUUGUAGUAUUGCAAAGAUCUCAAGUGAUGCUAUUCCGCGUUCAGUGCAUCAUAUGAAACAAUUAUUCAUCAAUAUCCUCCUUCUCUGUGCUGAAAGAUUAGGUUGGGACCCAGUAUCUGGAGAGAAUCAUUUGAAUGCAUUGUUGAGGGAGGCAGUUUUAAUGGCCUUGGCCACUUUUGACCAUGAUAAAACUCAUGAAGAAGCAUUGAAGCGCUUUCAAACAUACUUAAGUGAUAGAAACACUUCGUGUCUUCCAGUUGAUUGCAGAAGGGCUGCUUACAUUGCAGUAAUGAGGCAUACUAGCACCAUCAAUAGGAAAGGGUUUGAAUCGCUACUAAAAUUAUAUAGAGAAGCUGAUGCGGUGCAUGAAAAGACCCAGAUUUUGCGCUCUAUGGGAUCGUGUCCAGACCCAGAGAUAGUUUUAGAGGUUCUAAAUUUUAUGCUGUCUGAUCAGGUUCGUGAACAAGAUGUAGUUUAUCUACUAGGAGGGCUAAGCUUAGAAGGCCGUGAAACAGCAUGGAGAUGGUUUAAGGAGAACUGGGACCUAAUCCUAAACAAAUAUGGUGCCGGGAUGCUACUCACCCGUUUUGUCAGAGACAUUAUCACACCAUUUUGCAGCCAUGAAAAGGCAGAUGAGAUAGAAGCAUUUUUCGCAAACCGUGUGACUCCUGCAAUUGCUAUGAACUUGACACAGAGCAUUGAGAAAGUCAGAAUCAAAGCAAGGUGGGUUGAAAACAUCGGGCAAGAAGAAUUUCUUGAGGAGCUGGUUGCAAAUUUAGCUUGCAGUGGAUGAUAGUUUCUCUUGAUAAUUGACGGUAUGGUGUUUACGUUUAGCAUUUUUAGUAAAGCUGUCACCAUAUGAGGAUUCUUGUAGUAAAAUUAUGGCUGUAGAGAAUCGCAUGUCAUAGUAGCAGUGACUGUAUUAUGUGCUGGCUCUGAUAUGCAUAAUCAGUUGUAUACCUAAGGUAUUGUUCCCACGUAUCUUCAAAACCUUCCAUAUUGUCAAGUAUAAUAUAUAGCUUUGAGAUUUGCAUGAUCAGAAGAGUAAGUAAUGAAUGAGCUUCAAUUAUUUCAUUUCCAA